Messenger RNA from Aspergillus puulaauensis, 702 nucleotides. RefSeq lists its product as uncharacterized. The coding region runs from base 1 to 702 and encodes 233 amino acids. The record is from RefSeq and is a predicted model, not a curated record. Lineage: Eukaryota; Fungi; Ascomycota; Eurotiomycetes; Eurotiales; Aspergillaceae. The transcript has a single exon.
AUGACUGCUCUAGCCGACUGGCAUCGGACUGUGCCAUUGCCGUUGAAGCUACACAAUGCGGAAGGUUGCCGCAAUUCAUACAACCGACCUGGAAAUGAAAUGUUCAUCUUGUAUUUUGGAACAAUCAUGCUUGUGCUCUUUCAGCAUGAUAGGACCGAGAACCGCCAUACCUCUGUGUCCCCAGUCACCAUCGCGGCAUCCUCUUGUAUGGUUCGACUUUAUGAGGAGAUCCACCUCCACGAAGACAGCCCUCGGCUCGGCUCCGUUCACGGCUUCUUCCUCAUGCUCGCUGCAAUUCCGCAGAUCUUCCAUCGUACUCAGGUUGCAGAACAGGAACGCCUGCGAGAACGGGAACUGUGGCUCAUAUGCGAAGUCCUGCGUGCCCUCCAUGUUAAGUAUGGUGGCUCCAAUAUGGUGCUGCAGAAAAUCUCAAAGCUCAGAGCUGAGUCGAAUGAUUCACGAGAAUCAGAGCUGCCACCUGCUGCUCCAGCCAACAAUCUAGAGCCUAUUACGGGAGCAAUCGUUGACUACAGACUGCUGUUUCCUUUCCCUGCUAAUUUUUCGCCGAAUAUUGAUCUCCUAAACCAUCAUAUAGAGGGGGACGAUACCCGGAGAAAUGGUGCGAUGGACUUUCUGGCUUUUGAGAGCUCUUUAAUUGACUGGUCGGCCGACGGCUCCUUUUACGGGUCAGACUUUCCUUAG